UAGUCAGUCAUGGGGGAAGUGGCGUUUCUGCAGGUUCCUCAGCCUUAGCUGGGCAAUUUUAACAAUUAUACAAUUAAAAAUAUAUAUAUCGUAAUUAAAAAGCACACCACCGACAUGGCCAACAACAUAGCGAAGAAGGUGUCGUGGUCCGGAGAGGGGACUCCGCUUCUGAACGGGGCUGAGGAGAGCAGAUACAGCGGGCAGCAAUCCGGAGGCAGUAUGUUUCACAUAGGCCGUAUGAGCACUGUGGAUCUGGAGGAGGAGGCUAUAACGACAGAAGAGCCUGAUGCUGUGAGGCAUCAACCUAGAGAGAUUCCGCACAACGAGAAGUUGCUCUCGCUCAAAUAUGAGAGUCUGGAUUAUGACAACAGCGAGAAUCAGUUGUUUCUGGAAGAGGAAAGGCGCAUGAGUCACAUGGGCUUCAGGUGUCUGGAGAUCAGUCGCUGGUUCAUUUGUGGGCUGAUCGGCUUUCUGACAGGACUCAUCGCCUGCCUCAUCGAUAUCAUGGUGGAGAAACUGGCUGGAGUAAAGUACGAUGUGGUCAAGGAGUACAUAGAGAAGUUCACCACAGACGGAGGUCUGUCCGUCUCUCUCAUCCUGUGGGCGGUCAUGAACUCGGCUUUUGUCAUGGUCGGCUCCAUCCUCGUCGCGUACGUUGAGCCCAUCGCUGCGGGGAGCGGGAUUCCACAGAUCAAGUGUUACCUAAACGGAGUGAAGAUCCCUCGAGUCGUCCGGCUCAAGACUCUGUUGGUGAAAGUGUGUGGUGUGAUCUGCUCAGUGGCUGGAGGACUCGCUGUGGGAAAGGAAGGGCCGAUGAUUCACUCGGGAGCCGUCGUGGCAGCCGGGGUGUCCCAGGGCAGGAGCACGUCUCUCAAGAAAGACUUCAAGAUCUUCGAGUAUUUCCGCAGGGACACGGAGAAAAGGGAUUUCGUCUCUGCCGGAGCAGCUGCUGGAGUUUCUGCUGCCUUCGGAGCUCCUGUUGGUGGAGUUUUGUUCAGUUUAGAGGAAGGGGCGUCCUUUUGGAAUCAGAUGCUGACCUGGAGGAUUUUUUUUGCGUCGAUGAUCUCAACCUUCACUUUGAACUUCUUUAUGAGUGUCUACAAUGGGAACAUGGGCGAGCUCUCCAACCCUGGUCUCAUUAACUUCGGCAGGUUUGAAAGUGUGCAGUAUUAUAUUUAUGAGAUUCCACUCUUCAUCAUCAUGGGAGCCAUCGGUGGCUUUCUUGGAGCGCUAUUUAACGCCAUCAAUUACUGGCUGACGAUAUUCCGAAUCAGGUACGUGCACCGGCGGUGCCUGCAGGUGAUGGAAGCCAUGCUGGUGGCUGCCGUUUCGGCCACCGUGUCCUUCACCAUGAUUUAUUUCUCCACCGACUGCCAGCCGCUGAAGUCUGAUUCAAUGGAGGAGUAUCCUCUACAGCUCUUCUGUGCUGAUGGAGAAUAUAACGCGAUGGCCACAGCGUUCUUCAACACGCCCGAGAGGAGUGUGAGGAGUCUGUUUCAUAGUCCAACAGGCACUUAUAACCCACAGACUCUGGGACUCUUCACCCUGACGUAUUUCUUCCUGGCGUGCUGGACUUACGGCCUGACCGUGUCCGCGGGGGUGUUCAUCCCAUCGCUGCUCAUAGGGGCGGCGUGGGGGCGACUCUUCGGCAUCCUGCUCCCCUACGCGUUCCCCAGUAAAACUUCAAUCUGGGCAGAUCCGGGAAAGUACGCCCUCGUGGGAGCCGCGGCCCAACUCGGUGGCAUUGUCAGAAUGACCCUGAGUCUGACGGUCAUCUUGGUGGAAGCUACCGGAAACGUGACCUACGGCCUCCCCAUCAUGCUGGUGCUGAUGACCGCCAAGAUCAUAGGGGACUAUUUCAUAGAAGGGAUUUACGAUUUACACAUCCGACUCCAGAGCGUUCCUUUCCUCCACUCCGAAGCCCCCGCGACUUCUCACUGGCUGACUGCCAGAGAAGUCAUGAGCUCGCCAGUCACGUGCUUUAACAGAGUGGAGAAGGUGGGGACCAUAGUGGACGUCCUCAGCGGCACGUCCACCAAUCACAACGGGUUCCCUGUAAUCAUGCAGCCUGUCUCCGUUGAUGAGCCUGGGAAGCUCUGCGGCCUUAUCCUCCGCUCUCAGCUCAUCGUCCUGCUCAAACACAAGGUGUUUGUGGAGCGGGCGCGCUCUCGACUGCAGCAUAGACUCCAGCUAAAGGACUUCCGGGAUGCGUAUCCCCGUUUUCCUCCCAUCCAGUCCAUCCACGUCUCGCAGGACGAGAGAGAGUGCAUGAUGGACCUGACAGAGUUCAUGAACCCCACCCCGUACACCGUGCCUGAGGAAACAUCUCUCCCUCGAGUGUUUAAGUUAUUCCGGGCGUUGGGACUCCGGCACUUGGUGGUGGUCGAUGCUGAUAACCAGGUCACGGGUCUGGUGACCAGGAAGGAUCUGGCUCGUUAUCACAUGGGCAAGCACGGCCUGGAGGAGCUGGACCUGGCUCACCCGUGACCUUCACCUUCUCUCUGCCGUUACUGGUGGAAAACCGGCUCCAUCACGUUGGUCGGCUGGGUGUCAGUACACACACUCCAAACUCUGUUCCAGACUCGGACCAAUCUCCGGUGCGACAAUCCAAGGAAGCUCAUGAUAUGAUACGUUUCAGGAUUUGAUGAAGCAGAUCUUGGUGUUUUCUUCAUCUUUCACGUCAUGGCGUGCGUCCGUGAUGGAUUAAGGGCUCGGGUCGAAAUGAGCAAACAUGUCUGUCUGUGGGUUUACCAGAAAAGCACAGUUUGUGUUUAGUCGUGUCUUUAUUUAUUGUAUUGAUUUCACGUGUUUUUGCUUCAAAUCUUGUCAGGCAGGUCGCACACGUCAUGGUACCGAACUACGCAGGAAGUCAGAUUGUUAUAUAUUUCAGAAAGAGAGAGAUGUAGUGAGUGUACUGAUGGCAGUGUGCCGCUGUUUAAAGGACGUGUUUUAUGUCUUCCCAUCCUUUCAAUGUGCCUUGUAGGUUGACAUGGAAUGUCGUUAAUAAGGUUUUCAGGUGGCUCUCAGAUGGCCUUAAGAUUAAUUGUCAUAUCGCUGCUUAUUUUUUUUAAAAUGAAGCUGUAGAUUAGAAUGCCAGUUGUUUUGAUUGUCCACGUAGUCUCUCUGUACUGUAUCCCAAAUUCUUUUUGUUCAUUCGAAAGCAUCACAGGUAAGAUAUAAAUUACAAUCAACUCAGCCCGUUCUGUCCCGAUCAAAAACCACUUUAUGUUCUGCUUAAAUAAGGUGCAAUGUUAAAUAUUAAUUACACUCGUUCUUAAGUUAUUUUGCACACGAAUGUUACAGACUAGAUUUUAAACUUUUUUCUUUCUUUGAACUUUUGCACUAAAAUAAAGAAAUGAGCACGAGUGUAUCUGACACUUUGACGUGUCAUGAAGAUUUGGUCUUUGCUAUUCAGCAGAUUUUCUUCAGUAUUAAAUUCCAGAUAUGUCCUUUAAAUUAUACUUUUUUAAUUAUUAUUAUUAGCAUUUUCAUCUGUUAACAUAAAUGAGACAUAAAUACAGCGCACAUCAUUGUUUUCCAUUCUGUAAAACGGACCCACAUACAGUUAACACUGUUUUCAUCGUACACAGCUUAUGUUUUAAACAUAACAUUUCUUUGGUUUAUUGACUGGUUUUACCAAUGUAUAAAUAUAUUUGUGGACUAAUAAAUGUUGAUAAUCGGUUGUGUAA
Clarias gariepinus (North African catfish) is the source of this 3689-nucleotide messenger RNA. RefSeq names its product chloride channel 7 (gene clcn7). NCBI's taxonomy places the organism in Eukaryota, Metazoa, Chordata, Actinopteri, Siluriformes, Clariidae. The coding region runs from base 115 to 2487 and encodes 790 amino acids. The record is from RefSeq and is a predicted model, not a curated record. Gene Ontology annotation, molecular function: voltage-gated chloride channel activity. The transcript has 25 exons. Gene Ontology annotation, biological process: transmembrane transport; chloride transport. Gene Ontology annotation, cellular component: lysosomal membrane; intracellular membrane-bounded organelle.